Penicillium salamii is the source of this 921-nucleotide messenger RNA. NCBI's taxonomy places the organism in Eukaryota, Fungi, Ascomycota, Eurotiomycetes, Eurotiales, Aspergillaceae. The record is from the annotation of a GenBank genome assembly.
AUGAAUUCAGUCCGUUCCCUUUUUUCUCUCUUCCCAGCCAGUCUCAACACAAUUACCCACUUGAGCGUGCCAUGCUCACUCACGCACGCUACCAGCGUCCAUAUCAAUUGCUCUUUCGUCCGAAGAGCCAACCGGUACCACCAAAUGGAUCACCGAUACUUCCUGCUGGAUGACGCAGGCCAUCCAAUCAAGCUCUCCACGAUCAUCAGCGUAGGCAACCACGCCGUGAUCGUCCGCGGGGCCAACACGGUCCGCAAAAUGGCGAUCGUCCACACAUAUGACAGCCCCGCCAUCAUCCUCACCAACCGCGCCCACAUCAAACAAGAACAGACUAUCUACCGACUCCUCCAACCAAAUAUCAACAUGCAUUGUCCAGGCAUCGUCCCAUGCACCGGGCUGUGGGGCAGUACCAUCGAACUUCAGUACAUGUCCCAGGGCACUCUGGAGAACAUGCUGAAGCAUAUGGGUGUUCCAUCGAUGGCACUCCAACGACGCUGGCUACAGCAGCUAGCCGAUGGUUUAUCAAACAUCCACGCACACCACAUCCUCCACAAUGACAUCGCACUCCGCAACAUCCUGCUUGAUGGAUCGUGGAAUAUUAUGAUCACGGACUUCGGCGCGUCUACUAUCGUCCCGCCAGCCCGGGCUAUGAAUGACUACAUAGAUGACUACCACUGUUCCAUCUGGACUGAUCUGAUCCGGUUGGGCUCAGUCUUCUACGCUAUCCUCACUGGUAAGCGUUGCCCGGUGACUAUUUAUCCCGGGAACGGUUCCUGUGCUGAAUAUCCACCCCAGGAAAGUCUGCCGGACGUCACGGAUCUCUGGGCUGGCGGGAUCAUUGAGUAUUGCUGGAAUCCAAGGGCGGUGAUUGAUGGUGGUGCCCGGGAGGUUGUGAGGAGAGUCAGGAACUUGCCUCCUUAG